Messenger RNA from Cynara cardunculus var. scolymus (artichoke), 4071 nucleotides. RefSeq lists its product as uncharacterized. Gene Ontology annotation, biological process: DNA integration. Bases 1 to 4071 code for a protein of 1356 amino acids. Lineage: Eukaryota; Viridiplantae; Streptophyta; Magnoliopsida; Asterales; Asteraceae. Gene Ontology annotation, molecular function: zinc ion binding; nucleic acid binding. The record is from RefSeq and is a predicted model, not a curated record. The transcript has 9 exons.
AUGAUUUAUACGGGAUACGGACCUGAGCAUGAUAAGCAAAGUCAAACACAAAAUGUUGGGGAAAACAACCCCACACUGAAUAUAAAUGCUCCAGAAGGUGCCAAGAACGAUGAAAAUCCCACUUUGUCCCCUCGUACAGAACGACUAUUGAAACUUUUGGAUGAUCGAUUGAUUACGGCUCUGGAACGACAGCGUCAAGAAAUGGAGCGACGCUUUGAGGAAGAACGUAAUCAAAACAAUCCCAUGGAACCUGGUAAUCGUGGUAAGCAUUCAAACGAAGUCAGAGAUGCACUGAAACCUAAGUCCUACCGGGUUUCAUUUAAAACUUUCAGAAGCUGUGGUGCUAUAGAAUAUGCGGGGCAAUCAGAUCCCGAAAUGGCAAUGCAAUGGAUCCAGAACACGGAAAAGGUGUUCCGAAUUACCGAGGUACUGGAUAGCGAUAAAGUAAAAUAUGCAUCUGUGAUGCUCAUAGAGCAAGCCCUGGUGUGGUGGAAUGUCACGUAUGAGUCUUUAGACGCAACGACACGUAAUAGUUUGACGUGGGACAAAUUUCAGAAAAAGUUCUUUGAACAAUAUUGCCCUGUUGACCUACAAAGGCGUCUUGAAAAGGAGUUUUUGGAUCUGAAGCAAGGUAAGAUGACUAUACUUGAUUAUGAAACUGAAUUCAACAAGAAGGCACGAUUCGCACAACGAUUCUUGAGCUCCGAACAGGAUAAGAUCGAACAUUUUAUUGGAGGACUACAGAAGGAGAUUCGAAGUUUUGUGAUAAGUCGUGAUGGUUCCAGUUUUAGCAAAAUAGUCGAAUACGCUCGGCGUUGUGAGUAUGAACUAUCCAUUCCUGAUGAAAAUGAACCCAUGUCAAAACGCCUACGAACUGAGAGGAUGAUGUCUACCCCAACACAGCGGUUCUCUCGAUUUUCCAAUCAGAGGAGAAUUCAAUCUCAGAGUACCCCACGUGUAUCCUCUCAGGCAUUUAGCCUUCAGUCGAGCACACCAAGAGACUGUCGGAGGUGCGGAAUGACACACCAAGGCCGGUGUGAUACGGAUAGAUCUGUCAUUAAAUGCUUUUGUUGCGGUGAAGCGGGUCAUGUUAGGAUGAAUUGUCCCCAGAGAGAUCUUUCAUGCUUUUCCCGCGGAGUGUUAGGGCAUCAUAUUAAAGAUUGUCCCCGUAUAGAAAAAGAUGAAAGCAAAGCCUCGGCACAACAACCAACGAGAGUGGGUACUUCAACCCAAAAGAAGGAGGUGCCCAGGGCACGAGCCAGGGCUUUUCAAAUCACAGCAGAGGAGGCAAUGAAGGAACCAAACGUCAUAACAGGUAUUUUCCUUCUCAAUGAUAGACCUGCAUGUAUUUUAUUUGACGCGGGAGCUACGAAUUCUUGUGUGUCACUUUAUUAUACUCAGUACCUCGAUUAUGUGCCAAUCAUGCUUGAAAAACCUUUUAAUGUCGAUAUUGCGAACGAAGUAACACUCGUAGCUGAUAAAGUUUAUAAAGACUAUAAAUUAGACUUAGAUGACCAUGACUUCACGGUCGAUUUGAUUCCGAUGGAUAUUCAUAACUUUGAUGUGCUUCAAGGUGCAAGGUUCUUCUCCAAGAUUGAUCUCAUAUCAGGUUAUCACCAGCUAAAGGUACGGGAGGAGGAUGUACCUAAGACUACUUUUCGUACGAGAUAUGGGCAUUAUGAAUUUCUGGUGAUGCCUUUCGGUCUCACAAAUGCCCCAGCUGCGUUUAUGGACUUAAUGAAUGGAGUACAAUUCUUGGGACAUACCGUGUCCGGUGACGGUAUAUCUGUGGAUCCUGCCAAGAUUGAAGCAGUGCAAAAAUGGGAGCAACCCAAGAAUGCUUCAGAGAUUCGGAGUUUUCUCGGCCUAGCGGGAUAUUACCGACGUUUCAUUCGGGAUUUCUCUAAGAUUUUUGUUCCUCUCACUUUCCUUACCCACAAAGAUGCAAAUUUUGUGUGGACCAAAGAUCAAGAAAAGGCAUUUCAGACUUUGAAAGAUUGUUUGACACAAGCACCAAUUCUUUCUUUACCUGAAGGUAGUGAGGAUUUUGUAGUCUAUAGUGAUGCCUCACGAUUAGGACUUGGUUGKCGUGCUAUGGAGCUCAUUAAGGAUUACGACUAUGAGAUACUCUAUCAUCCGGGUAAAGCCAACGUAGUGGCGGAUGCUUUGAGUCGAAAAGCAUACGCGAAUCCUGUAUGUUAUGCUAUCACUCAUAUGUCUAUGAAAACCAAUCUGUUCGACGAUAUACGAAAAUGGCAGCAAGAGGCUUUGAAGCCUGAGCAUGUCAAGUCGGAACGGAUGGUGGGUCAUGUCAACUCUUUAUCUGAAGACUCUCGUGGUUUGAAAGUCUUUAAGACCCGAAUUUGGGUCCCUAGAUUUGGUGGUGCACGAGAUAUUGUAUUGGCUGAGGCGCAUAAAUCGAGAAUGUCUAUCCAUCCAGGAAGCACUAAGAUGUACUACGAUCUUCGUACUGAUUAUUGGUGGCCGGGGAUGAAAGCCGAUAUUGCAUAUUAUGUUGAGCAGUGUAUUACCUGUAUGAAAGUGAAGGCUGAGCAUCAAAAGCCAUACGGGAGUUUACAGCCUUUAGAGGUUCCAGUGUGGAAAUGGGAAGAGUUAACAAUGGACCUAGUUACGAAAUUGCCAAAAACUCAGCGACAGCAUGAUAGUAUUUGGGUCAUUGUGGACCGGUUGACGAAAUCUACGCAUUUUCUUCCCGUUCUAGAAUCGUAUCCGUUGGAUAAGUGGGCACGACUUUAUGUUGAUGAAAUUAUCGCUCGACAUUGUAUACCGACUAAAUUCAUCUCUGAUCGUGAUUCACGUUUCAUGUCUAAAUUCUGGUCGGGGUUACAACGAGAACUUGGGACGCAGUUGGCCUUCAGCACCGCGUAUCACCCUCAAACUGACGGCUACCAUUUGACAAUUGGAAUGGCAUCGUUUGAGGCCCUGUACGGCCGUAAGUGUCGUACGCCUCUGUGUUGGAGAGAAACCAGAGAAAAGAUACUUGUUGGACCCGAACUUGUACAAAUCACACACGACAAAAUACAGGUGAUUCGAGAUAGAAUGAAAGCGGCUCAGGACCGACAAAAGUCAUACGCUGAUCACCGCAGAAGACCGAUCGAGUUCUCAGUCGAAGAUUUGGUCAUGUUGAAGGUUUCCCCGUGGCGUGGAGUAUUACGGUUUAGAAAGAAAGGUAAACUCAGUCCUCGUUUUAUCGGUCCAUUCAAGAUUAUUGAACGGGUCGGGAAACAAGCUUACCGUUUAGAACUACCCGAAGAAUUAACGGGUAUACAUGAUGUUUUCCAUGUCGGCUAUCUACGAAAAUGUUUGGGCAAACAUGAGGAAGUAGUACCAUUGUCGGAAGUUAAGAUAAAUGAAAAGUUUCGAUAUGCCGAAGAGCCCAAAAGUAUCUUGAAAGAGCGGACAGUGAAAUUGCACAACAGAGAGGUGGAUUUGAUAAAUAGUUUCUUUUUAUUAAGAGUUAGCGUAACCGAUGUUACAGAAAAAGACAAGAUAAAUGGUAUGAACUUUUUCGACUGGUAUCGUAAUUUGAGAAUUGUCCUCAAACACGAGAAGAAGUCGUACAUUCUCGAAGGACCCAUUCCCGAGGAACCCCCUACCAACGCCACCAAAAUCAUACGUGAUUCUUGGACAAAGCACUUUGAUGACUCAAAUGAUAUCUCUUGUUUGAUGCUCGCCACUAUGGUUCCAAACCUCCAGAAGGAUUCAAAACAUUUAGGUGCUUAUGAGAUCUUGUCUCAAUUCAAAGACAUGUUUCAGCAACAAGCAAGGCAACAACGCUAUGAAACUGUUAGAGCGUUUCAUGCUUGCAAGAUGGUGGAAGGGACGUCCGCUAGUACUCAUGGGCACAAAAGAAGUAGGCAGCUCAAGCCUAAUGAAAUGGAUUUCCAUGUUGGCAAUGGAGCAAAAGUUGCAGUCAAAGCCAUAGUUUCUUUUGAGUUGUUGUUACCUAAUGGCAUAUUUUCCAAAAGUGAUAUUGUUUAUUUUAAGGCACGACCUCACAAUGGCAUAUAUGAGAGUGAUUUGCAUGGUUCAUCUCAGGGGUGUAAAUGA